AUCUGUCAAUGAACUGUCAAUCUGUCAUUUAUUUUUCAAGAUGGCUCCAAAUCGGAGUGUUUUAGGAUUUUUGAACCCAAAAACCAUUAGUACAGUUUUCAGUAAUAGUAUCGCAAAAAUUCCUUACCGAUAUGUGCAUGGGUGUAAUGGCUGUAAAACUUUUAUAGGCGGUCAACCCAUAGCCGUACUAUCCGUGGCACGUAAAAAUUACAAUGUCGGCCCUAGGCACCGAUUUAUUCACACGACGAACAGUUUGUGUGCGGCUGACUACUACAAGGUUCUCGGCGUUGCCAAGAACGCUUCUGCCAAAGAUAUCAAGAAGGCUUACUACCAGCUUGCUAAGAAGUACCACCCUGAUGCAAACAAAUCGGAUCCAGAAGCUUCUAAGAAGUUUCAAGAAGUGUCAGAGGCUUAUGAGAUACUGUCUGAUGAAAAUAAGCGCAAACAGUAUGAUACCUUUGGCACAACUUCUGAUGACAUGGGUAUGAGAGGUGGUCCAUCUGGAGCAGAUGGCUUCACGCACCAAUGGCAGUACAAGUCUACCAUAGACCCUGAAGAGCUGUUCCGGAAGAUUUUCGGUGACGCUGGCUUCAAGAGUGAGGCUUUCAGUGACUUUGCUGAAUCCAAGUUUGGGUUUGGUGCAGCCCAAGAGAUGGUAGUGAAUCUGCGGUUCACAGAAGCAGCUCGUGGUGUGAACAAAGAACUAAACGUGAACGUUGUGGACACUUGCCCCAAGUGCCAAGGCUCUCGCUGUGAGCCUGGAACCAAGGCCAUCAAAUGUACUUACUGCAAUGGAACUGGCAUGGAGACUUUCUCUCGAGGUCCAUUCGUGAUGCGUUCUACAUGUCGGCACUGCCAUGGUACUCGAAUGCUGAUCAAAUUCCCCUGUGUUGAGUGUGAGGGAAAGGGACAGUCGGUGCAACGCAAAAAGAUCAAAGUACCAGUCCCAGCGGGUGUAGAAGAUGGUCAGACUGUCCGCAUGGCUGUCGGCAACAACAAUGAGAUAUUUAUCACCUUCAAGGUGGAAAAGUCCAAUUACUUCCAAAGAGACGGACCAGACGUUCACACUGAUUGUACCAUUUCCGUAGCCCAAGCACUGUUGGGUGGCACGGUCAGGAUACAAGGGUUAUAUGAAGACCACACAUUGCAGAUAAUGCCAUGCACGUCGUCACACAGCAUUAUUCGGCUGUCGCGGAAGGGUAUGAAACGUGUCAGUCAGCAUGGCUACGGAGAUCACUACGUGCAUAUCAAAAUACAGGCACCAAAAUCGCUGUCGAGCAAGCAGAAGGCGUUAAUGUACGCUUACGCCGAACUUGAAGAGGAUACCCCCGGACAGAUACACGGCGUCACCCUCGAUAGAGAUGACAAAUCAAAAAGCAGUGAUUCGGGCGGUAAAUCAGAAAAGGGUACUGGGUCCGAAAACAUACACCAUUCGAAUCGCGAUUCCGACGAUGUUGAUAGAAAUAAGUCGAAAGUGUGGACGUAUAUUGAAAGUAUAAGCGAUACUUUUAAUGCUAACAAAACUUAUUUUGUGGUUGGUUUCUGUAUGGCUGUUGUAGCGUGUGCUCUUGCGAUGGUCACUGACCCACAGGACAAAUAUGGCGUGAAUGAUUAUGUGAAUGCAAUUGAAGAUAGACCUGGAAGUGAAAUUGAUAAGCCGUUUGGGUAUGAAAGAGCUCUUAAUAGGGCUAGGGAACAGAAUCCUGAAUUGUACAAGGAAUGAAUAAGAGGUUCUAUUGUAGGUUUUUUUGUGUCAGUGAUGAGUCUAAGUGGUCAGAAAAUACUGUACCAUGCAAUGAAAACCAUGUAUGGCAUAAAAUAUAAUGAACUUUCUCAAUAUUUUGAAUGGUUCCUGUAUCCCCCUAACAGUUACUUAAAAGCAAUGCUCAAAAAGGUUUUCACUAUCUUAGCUAUAAGUUUGGAUUAGUUUAUUAGUUUUCCACCGAUAAAGGGCUAAGCUUUGCAAAGACCUGGCGAAUGUGACGCCUUCCACAAUAAAAUGACAUAUAUUACAUACAAUAAUAUGUAACACAUAAGUUGCAAUAUGCAAAUUUAUAAUUUAGUCUAGGACUAAGAUAUGAUAUUGUUAUUAAUUUGUUUUAAAGUUUAUGUACGACCCGACCAAUUUAGAAAAGACCCUAAGAUAUGAUGAUGUUAAAGCUAUAUGGGAUAUUUUUACCUAUGAUAUGAUGGUAGGGACCUUUAUUUCUAUAUGAUAUAAUUAUUUAAUGUAUAUGUUGUGCAUAUAGCUUAUUUAUUUAUGAAAGUGUGUUUAUGAGAGUUGUGAGAUUGACAGGCCUAGUCUACAGGUUAUAGUAUGAUGGUCAUACAUUAGUUCCAAUGAUAUUGUAAAUAAUUGUAGCCUGUUUUAUGAAUACAUGCAAUUUAAAUUA
Molecule: messenger RNA, 2393 nt
Organism: Helicoverpa zea (corn earworm)
Lineage: Eukaryota; Metazoa; Arthropoda; Insecta; Lepidoptera; Noctuidae
Gene: DnaJ-14
Product: protein tumorous imaginal discs, mitochondrial-like
Exons: 10
Coding region: 41-1723 (560 amino acids)
Biological process (GO): protein folding; response to heat; negative regulation of apoptotic process
Cellular component (GO): mitochondrion
Molecular function (GO): heat shock protein binding; ATP binding
Source: RefSeq, a predicted model, not a curated record